AUGAAUUCUGAAGUUGUGAAGCAACAACCGCCAGAAAUACCACAUAUCACAACUAAUAUAAUAUCUCUUUCAGAUAUAUUACGGAAGAUAUCAGAGUUCUCAUUUGCUGAAUUAUCACAUGUUACACAGGCCCAACCUUCAAAUGAAGCCAAAAAGAAAAAGUUAUUAGAACUAAUUGUUUAUCUACGGCAAGAAUAUGUUCGGUUAUAUGUGUUGACAAAAUGGUCAAAAGUUUCAGCUCAAGAUUUUAACAAAUUGAUUGAUCUGUUGGCAUGGUUAAGAGAACAAGCAAAUUAUUUCAUCAACCUGAUAUGGGCUACUAAAUCAAUAAAUCAAAGUUUACUCAGUGCUAAACUUCCAAAUCCCGAUCUUAUAACAGCGCUUGAAGUUUUCACGGAAGGGAGACCAACAUUACCAUCACAUAAUCUAAUUGAAUCAAAGUUAUCACCUACAAAGAUUUUAGAAACUUUGAAAGAUCUGAAUGUAACUUUAUCAAUGAAAUUUGCUCUUGUGGAAGAUAUACCUGAUGAGUUUUUGAAUUAUGAAAUUAAAGACGGUAGAAUUUUCAUUUACACAGAGGAUUAUGAAUUUCAAGUAUCAGUGAUAGAUGAGAAUUCGCCAUUCUUCAUGAUUAACUUCAAAUUUAAUUUUGGUGACUUUGAGAACAGUCGAAAAAUACUCAGAAUCUCGAAUGAUGCCUUAAAGAUUGGUGGAUUUAUGGAACUAAACAAAAUUUUAACAAACUAUACCAACACCAUGAAAUUAUAUAUGAUUCAUGUUAAAUUGAAUGGAAUGAAAAAUAUUAAACAUAUAUAUCAUGCAGAUAGCUUCAGAAUUGUCAUAAAUUAUUGGAUCCAUAGUUAUGUUUUCAAAAACUCAUAUAUUGAAAUUGGCUUAAAUAAAGAUAACAAGAUCAUUUAUAGAUGGUUCAAGCAAAACGAGUUUGCAGAGACAUUCCAUGAUAUUGGAUAUAUUGAGGAUUUUUUGAAUGAAAUUUAUUACAAACAUGCCAUCUCAAUUCUGGAUCAAAUUGAAGAUCUGACAGUUAAUAAAUCAGUAUUACAAAUUAAUAGAAAGACUGGUCUUUUCUAUUUCAAGAACUCCACACCUUUGAGUAAUAGUUUUUUGAAAAAAUUGAACUCUGAUGAUUUCAAGAAUAUCAAUACAAACUUGAAAUUUCUAAGAAUGGAUCACAAGUUCAUGGAAGUUUCGACUAUCUUAUCAGUGACUUCUUGGAUUCAAAACGAUAUUAUUAAAUUAUCGCCACAAGAGUUAUCAAAAAUAUCGGAGCAUCAACAACUCGGUACUGGAUCUGAAUCAAUUCCUUAUUUAAUGAAGAACGUAAAGUUUUAUACAAGGAAAGAAUGGCCAUCAAAUUGGUUUUUGAUAUUACUGAUUGAUACUAAAAUCAAAUCAUUUAUAGGGAAUAUCAAGUCCAUCACUGGACAAUGGACCAUAAAUACAUUACAAGAACUUAACAUUGAAUCAUUUGACUAUAAAACAUCAAAAGGUUUAGUUGAUUAUAUAACAAAAUCCAUUAUCAUUCAACUUAUUACAAAUGAAUUGGGUAACUCUAUUUAUAAGGUUGUUAAAGGGAAUGCAUUGGUUAUACAAACUGACUCAUUUAUAUCCAUACCAGAUACUGCAAAUGUAUUAUAUCUCUCAUUUGAACUAGAUCCAAAUAAAAAGGAUAUGUUGUUGAAAUUGAAAGGUAGACUCAAAAGUAAUAUUACAUUAGAAGAUUUUGCUAUUGAUAAAGAUGGAGUAUUUGAAAUUUUUGAAACUGUUGAAUAUAAAAGACUUUCAAUAUUGGGUAAUAUAAUUGCUAAAUUAGAAAAAUUAGCUAAAGUUAUAGGAUUAAUAAAAUUCCUGAAAUUGGAAAGUUUGAACCUACUGAAAGUUAAAUUAGAUGAAGUUGUUUUCAAGUAUGGCUCACAAAUAUGUACAUUGAAAGAUGGGUUUAAUAUUGAACUACCAGCAACUAACCCUCACAAUAUUUGUUUGGGCUCUAUAAAAAGAUACCUGAAUAGUAGAGGGAUUGGUAAACUGUUUAAAUAUUUACAAGAUUCAAAUAUUCUUGUUGAAAAAUUAAAUGAACUUGCUAAAGCAUCAAAAACUGAUACUACAUAUGAUCCAUCCAAGUUAAGAUAUCAAGUCAUUCCAAAAAACUUAAAUUUUUUCACCGUCUUGUAUUAUAAUAAUUCAAAACCUGAACGUCAAGUACUGGAGUUGAAUAUUGAAAUGAAGAAUAAGAAUGGUAACAAUUAUUAUUAUAUUAGUUUUGAUAGAGAUACUGAUGCCGAAUUAAAAGUUGAUUUUACAAACAAGGGACAAUUAGCCAAACUAGCAAAUGGUCAAAAUAAACUGUUAUUGUUGCAAAAUGGUAUUCUGUGUGAUGAAGAAGGAUUGAAUAAGAUCUUAGGUUAUUUCCAUGAGAAGAUUAUUAAUAAGAAGUCCGCCAUUUUCGGAAGACACGAAGACGUGAAGCGCAACGUUUUGGAAUUGACUGAUAUCAAAGAUCAAAUACUUUUACAAAGAGUUGAUUCAAUUAUAAUAAACAAGUCAAUUUUCACAAUGCCAGUUGAAGAUAACGAUGGACAAAUCGUCCUUACACACCCUUCAGAUCCAUCAACUCAAGUUUCAAUCUUAAAUUUUGGUGCUAAUGUCCUUUCAUGGAAAAUUAAAGGUGAAGAACAAUUAUGGUUAUCAGAAGGUGCAAAAUUAGAUGGUUCAAAAGCUGUUCGUGGUGGUAUUCCAUUAGUUUUCCCUGUAUUUGGUAAAAAAGAUGAAGGUCCAACUGCAAAUUUACCACAACAUGGAUUUGCACGUAAUUCAACUUGGGAAUUUUUAGGUCAAACAAAAGAAAAUCCACCAACUGUUCAAUUUGGAUUAGGUCCUGAAAAUGUUGAUGAAGAAUUAUUAAGUAAAUGGCCAAAUAAUGAUUUUACUUUAAUUUAUACAAUUGAAUUAACUGAAGAAUCAUUGAAAACUUCAAUUGAAGUUACAAAUAAUGAUCAACAUCCAUGGGAAUUCAAUUGGUUAUUCCAUACAUAUUUAAAAAUUAAUGAUAUUGAAGAUGUUUUAGUUUCAAAUUUCCCAGGUGAAUUAUGUUAUGAUCAAUUAUUAAAACAAAGUUAUGAAGAAAAAUUACCAGUUGUAAACUUUAAUGAAGAAGUUGAUAGAAUUUAUCAAAAAGUUCCAGAAGAUAAAAUUACUCAAGUUGUUGCACUUGGUUAUCCAGUUCAUACUUUGAAAAGAUCAGGUUUACCAGAUAUUGUUGUUUGGAAUCCAUGGAUUAAUAAAUCUGAAAGUAUUGGUGAUUUCUUACCUAAAUCAGGUUAUAAAAAUAUGGUUUGUAUUGAGCCUGGUUAUGUUCAUGAAUUUAAAACUUUACAACCUGGUGAAACUUGGAAUGCUUCACAAUUAUUAUAUAAAGAUGAGUUAAAAUUUCAAGCGGUUUGA
Molecule: messenger RNA, 3462 nt
Organism: Hansenula ciferrii
Lineage: Eukaryota; Fungi; Ascomycota; Saccharomycetes; Phaffomycetales; Wickerhamomycetaceae
Gene: RGR1
Product: Rgr1p
Exons: 2
Coding region: 1-3462 (1153 amino acids)
Biological process (GO): carbohydrate metabolic process; regulation of transcription by RNA polymerase II
Cellular component (GO): mediator complex
Molecular function (GO): transcription coregulator activity; isomerase activity; carbohydrate binding
Source: RefSeq, a predicted model, not a curated record